Molecule: messenger RNA, 5202 nt
Organism: Arctia plantaginis
Lineage: Eukaryota; Metazoa; Arthropoda; Insecta; Lepidoptera; Erebidae
Source: the annotation of a GenBank genome assembly
AUGUUCUUCUGUUGUUACAGUGAGAUGGCGCGGUGGAAAGCGCUCCAGCAUGGACAAUCAACAGCUUGGAUUCUUCUCUUCUGCAUUCUGCAAGUGGCGAGAGCAACGCCUGGUCCAUGUGAAGUUGAGACGGGACAAUCCAGCAUUAUAGUUGAUAUAGAAGAGAGUAGAGGAGAUCAAGUUAACCAAAGUACAGUACCAUCGGUGUUACCUAUAGUAGGAGAGCCAGAUGUAGACGUGGAGUUAUCCACAGUAUUUCCCAAGGGUCCCACGGUGUUUCAGCUAGAUGGAAAACGAUUGCAGUUGCUUCAACCGCUUGAUAGAGAUGCGGAUAACUUAUCACACAUGGUGUUUCAGCUGGUGUGUCAAGUGAAAGCUACAAAGAAGCGACGAACCAUACCUGUGAUAGUAAGAGUAUCGGACAUCAAUGAUAAUGCACCCGUUUUUCAAGGCACUCCCUACGAGACUAGUGUGUCUGAGUUGGUUCCGCUCGGCACCUUAAUCUUCGACGGCAUCAGGGCAGUGGACAUCGACGCCGGAGUCAACGGUUUAUCGGAAUACUUCAUUAUACCAGGAGAUAAUGCGACUCUAGAAGAAGCUCAUGCUGUCGAUGGAUACGGCUACUUUGCUAUACCGCUACCCCACCAAGGACAGGUUACAGUCAACAGGACUUUGGAUUAUGAACGCACGCAGAAGUAUCUAGUCACUAUUCUUGCUUCUGAUCGUUCCCGAGAUACGAAACGACGUAUGUCCAGUACCACAACAUUAACAGUGCACGUGCAGGACGAUGAUGAUCAGGAUCCUUCCUUCAUUUACAAGGGAUGCACUCUACAUGAGGGAGCCUGUUUUAAUCCGGAGUAUAGUAGUUUUGUUAAUAGCGGCGUUCUAGCCGGAAUCCUCACCAUCGAACCAGAGAAGAUCCAAGCAGUUGACAUGGAUACUCUAGAUGCUAGAAUACGGUACAGCAUCGAGAGCGGAGAACCCGACUCAUACAACACCUACUUCGCAAUAGACCAAAAUACGGGAGCUGUUAGACAACUUGUUCCUGUUGACACUACCAUAGCCAAGAAAUUCCAAUUAGUCAUAAAGGCGGAAGAAGUUAGUGAAGCUCGGCGUUUCACAACAGCAAAGCUAACGAUUACAGUACGACCGGUAGAUGCUAGUCCCCCUGUUGUUGAAGCAUCAUCGGAUGAAGGAGUUAUCGAAGAAAAUUCACCAAAGGGGACCAACGUUGUGGAUUCAAGUGGAAACCCCAUUAAAUUAACGGUUUCGGAUCCUGACUUGAGUCCAGGUGACCCAAUACCAAACUAUACAUUUGAGUUAACAACGAACUUCUUCGACGUAGAUAAAGACGGAUAUUUAGUUGCCAGCGAUGAAAAACUCGACAGAGACCCUCCUAAUACUGGCAAAUUUAGAUUCCAGGUUGUAGCCCGUGAAGCUAAUGGUGGUGCAGCAUCGGCGCCGUUCUCUUUAGCAGUGCGACUGUUGGACCAGAACGAUAACGCACCGGUUAUACCCAAAACCCAACCAAUUAUUAUUCCCGCCAGCUUGGAACCUACAGCUGUGCAUAAGGUGGAAGCGAUCGACAUCGAUGAGGGUGAGAACGCACGCGUUACAUACGCCAUCUAUCAUGUGUCUAACAAUGGCGGCAACAAGUUCACUAUUGACCCUAACACUGGAGUUAUAUCAAGUACAGGUCGCCUACAAACAGGGGAACAAUACAGUGUCACUGUCAGAGCGACUGACGCUAAAGGCCUCAGUUCUCAAGGCAUCGUGGAGUUAUCCGUAGCUCCAGGACCAAACACUCGACCACCGCAGUUUUCGACCCGAGACUACUCUGCGCCCGUCUCAGAGGGCGCUGCUAUCAAUUCAACUGUCAUUACUGUCACUGCUAAAGAUCCCGAAAAUGAACUUGUCACCUACUCAAUUGUGUCUGGUAAUGAUCUACGUCAGUUUGCGAUCGGUGCCAACACGGGCAUCAUCACCGUCAUCAGAAGUUUGGACAGAGAGGUGCUGACACGGUAUCAGCUGAUGGUGAAGGCCGAGGACCCAGGCAAGUUAGCGAGCACAGCAACCGUUAACAUCAAAGUCACGGACAUCAACGAUAACAACCCGAAGUUUGACGAAGAUUCCUAUUUGUUCAAUGUCAAAGAAGGAGCGGCAAAUGAAUUGGUAGGCUACGUACACGCGACUGACACGGACGAGGGGGUGAACGCCUUGAUCAGUUAUAGCAUACCGACGCACUUGCCCUUCGUGAUAGACAACUCCACCGGCAUGAUCAGCACCAGCACUAAGCUCGACUAUGAACACACCAAGGAAUACGAGUUCGUAGUAACGGCUACAGACGGAGCGAUAGACAAGCGACUGGGCACCGCGUCAGUGACGGUGCAAGUACAAGAUAUACCCGACGAAGCGCCCGUCUUCUCUCAGGCAUUAUAUUCGGUGCACGUACCUGAAAAUACACCUAACUACCCUGUUGUUAAGGUUCAGGCUGAAGACCCAGAUACACUACCAGAGAUAACGUACACAAUUCUAAUGGGAGAUACAGAGCUGUUUUCAAUAGAUCGUAAGACCGGUUUGAUUCGUACACUUCAGCCAUUGGACAGGGAACUGUCUGCCAGAUAUGAACUGACUGUCGGCACUGAGGAGAACAACGGACAGGGUGCGGGCGCUACCGCCACCGUAGAAGUUAUUGUUGAUCGACUGGGCACCGCGUCAGUGACGGUGCAAGUACAAGAUAUACCCGACGAAGCGCCCGUCUUCUCUCAGGCAUUAUAUUCGGUGCACGUACCUGAAAAUACACCUAACUACCCUGUUGUUAAGGUUCAGGCUGAAGACCCAGAUACACUACCAGAGAUAACGUACACAAUUCUAAUGGGAGAUACAGAGCUGUUUUCAAUAGAUCGUAAGACCGGUUUGAUUCGUACACUUCAGCCAUUGGACAGGGAACUGUCUGCCAGAUAUGAACUGACUGUCGGCACUGAGGAGAACAACGGACAGGGUGCGGGCGCUACCGCCACCGUAGAAGUUAUUGUUGAUGACAAGAACGACAACGCUCCAAUAUUCACGUCCGUAGUCCGUCCGGUGACAAUAGAAGACUCAUCUUCAAUAGGCAGUUUGGUCCAAACGGUUGAGGCCGUAGAUUCUGACGCUACUCCACCUAAUAACAGAGUCAGAUACAAAUUAGUGGGUAGAGGCAAAGCUUCGAUUUACUUCCACGUGGAGCCUGAUACAGGAGCUGUGAGAGUUCGAGACGAUUUAAGAAAGGAGACGGAUAGCGAGUAUACUGUGGACGUACAAGCGUAUGACCAAGGAGAGCCUGUGAUGUCGUCGGUCCGUAGCCUCACUGUGUACGUCAGCCAUUCUGCUACUGUGCCACCAGACGUGGGGCUCGGAUUUGCGGAUACAGUUUAUACUGAACACAUAGCAGAAAACUCCCCUAAUGGAACUCUUGUUAGGAUUCUACCUCUUCUCAAUAAGAGAGAACAUUCGCCCGAUACUCCGCUUAAGUGUAAACUCACUGAGUCUUCGCAGAAGGGAAUUUUCUACGUAAAACUAACAGAAGACAGAGACUGCGCCAUCUACCUCAACACUAGUUCUUUAGACUACGAAACUCUUGGCGAAUACUCGUUAGAAGUACAACUGGAGUCUAUUCAAGGGCUUAUCAACCCCGAGAGCAGUAAGGCGACUAUCAAAGUUCACGUGAUUGAUGCCAACGACAAUGCUCCAGUGUUCGCCUUCCCUGAACAAUCGACUAUUGCAGCCGCUAAAGGAAAAUAUUUUGCUAUUGUGACCAAAGACAUGUUAUUAGGGACGAAUGUUUUGCAAGUUAAGGCUAAAGACAAAGACAGUGGAGAUUAUGGAAAGAUAGAAUAUCACAAGAACUCCUGGACAUCAGCAGCGGAGGAGUACUUCAGCCUGGACGCUGACACGGGUGUGAUCAGUAAUAUAAAAACCUUCGAAAACGUUCCUAAGGAAAACUUACCGUUUAAAUUUAGUGUGACCGCGAGAGAUAACCCUAAAGCCGCACAGGAUUAUAAUAUUGCUCGGGCUUCCAUUGUGAUAAACCUAUUAGAAAAAGAAAACCAAUUAGUUUUAGAAGUAUCAGUUAACCCGGACACAAUGCGUCGUCGCGCCCGCAGUCUCCUCACCGCCAUCGAAGAGAAAACGGGCCUCGUGGCUGGACUUGAGAAGUUGACUGCAAGGCAUUACUUAGGAGAAAAUGGAACGUUAGAGACAGAUACGAAGGGAACCGACGUCUGGUUGUAUUUAGUCGACCCCAGCAGUGGACAAAUUUUAGCCAGAGAGUCGGUAUCGGUCAAAAAUGCAAUAGAGAGCGGCGUGCACAAGUACGUGUCGGCGCGGCUGCAGACGGGCGUGAGCGCGGUGCGCGCGCCGCUGUCGCCGAGCGCUCCGCCGCGCCGCGCGCACGCCGCCGCCGCGCCCCUCGCCACGGCGCUGCCCGCCGCGCUCAUCGCGCUCGCCGCCGUCGUGCUCGUGGCCGCCGUGGCCGCCACCAUCUACAUCUGCGCCUCCUGGAACAGGUACAAGAAGCACAAAGAGCAAGCCAUCCAGCAGUACGGCACGCUGAGCAUGAGCAUGCCCCCGCCGCGCCCGCCCUCGGGCUACGAGUCCAGCGAGGACGAGCCCGCGCCCAGAUACGAGACGCAGGUCUUGAAUAUGGCGGUAGAUGAUGCCGAUCUACAGCUGGACUUUAGUUCAAACAACCACGCAUUUAACAUUCACAGUGUGCAGUAUUUAUCCAAAGAAAAUGGUGAACGUAGUCCAACCAUUUCCGAAACAGCGACCACAGCGCGCGCAUCGAGCGUCAAUGAAAACAGCGGCACUCUCAACAACCACAACAGCCACCUGUUCGAGCCAAUCGCCAACAACUCGCCCGCCGUCCGCAACACGCAGACCCUCAACCGCCGAACAACUAACACUCACCCAUUGAACAACGCAAUUGGCACUCUACCUCGCGUCAACAACAACAACGUCGGAGGGGGCCUGCUCGCCACUACACUAGGAAGGAAAAUAAACGGAGGGAAUAACCACAAGAAGAAAGCAACACAGCCUAUAAUGGCGUACGACGAAAUACCCGGAUUGCAAAGAGCGUUAGACAACGAUAACGUCACAUUUGGCAAAAGAAACUUCACUGGUUAUUACGACCAAUCACCAGUUGAGACCACCACAGAGCUAUAA